AUGACGCCAAGUGAUAACGAUGACCGUUUAGUUGGAAUGAAUUCUCGUAUAGAGAAAAUGGAGGCGUUCUUGGAUUUGAAGGAGCGUGAUGAUGUUCGUACCAUAGGGAUUUGGGGGAUGGGGGGCAUUGGCAAGACAACUCUGGCUCAACUAGUGUUUAAUAAUAUCUGCAACCAGUUUCAAGCUAGCUGCUUUCUUGGCAAUGUCAAAGACAAAUCUAAAAACCCUGAUCUAGUAGUUUCCUUGCAGAAAGUUCUUUUCAAAAAACUGCUCUAUAGCGGGGAUGACAUACAUAACGUCCAUAUGGGAAUCAAUUCAUUGAGCAGACGAUUGCCUUCUAAAAAGGUGCUUAUCGUUUUGGACGAUCUCGAUCAUAAAAAACAAAUAGAAGAUUUAGUUGGAAUGGAUUGGUUGGGUCCAGGGAGCAGAAUCAUUAUAACAACUAGAAAUGAGCACUUGUUGAAGGCAUAUGGAGUGCACCACAUAUAUGAGGUUGAGAAACUGAACGAUGAAGAAGCCUUUCAGCUCUUCUGUAAGAAAGCCUUCAAGAAAGGCCACAAGAUGGCUGAUGACUACACAAACCUGUCCAAGGGUGUUGUCAAAUAUGCCAAUGGCCUCCCUUUAGCUCUUGAAGUUCUGGGUUACGCCUUGUGCGGAAGAGAGCUAGGUGAAUGGGAGAGUGAAUUUGCUAAACUGAAGGAACAUCAUGAUGACAACAUUAUUGACGUGCUUCGAAUAAGUUAUGAUGGAUUAGACGAAACCGAGAAGCAAAUCUUUUUGGACAUUGCAUGUUUCUUCAAAGGAGAGGAUCACGAUCGUGUAUUUAAUAUUUUGGACGCUUGUGACUUUUAUCCAAAAAGAGGUAUCAGGGUCCUCAAGGAAAAAUGUCUAGUUAAAGUUAUUGAAGGAAACAGAUUGUGGAUGCAUGAUUUAGUACAGCAAAUGGGUUGGAGCGUUGUUCUCAGAGAUUCUCUUGACCCAGGCGAACGCAGCAGGUUAUGGGUUAAUGAAAGUGUCUCGGACUAUAAAGAUAGCAGGUCGUGGCAUGACGUGAACAAUGUACUCGAGGAUAAUUUGGGAACAAUUUCUGUUCACGGUAUAUUCCUAACCUUGCCUGCAAAGGAAGAGAUAGAGUUGGAUGCUGAUCCAUUCUCAAAUAUGCGCGUUCUAAAAUUGUUGAGGAUUUGUAAUGCCAACUUUUCUAAAUGUCCUGAAUAUUUCUCUAGAGAGUUACGGCUUUUGGAGUGGCAUGAAUAUCCUUCAGAGUCUCUACCCCAAAGUUUUCGACCUUCUGCCCUUGUUGAACUCAAGUUGCCUAGCAGCCGCAUUAAACAACUGUGGCAUGAAAGGCACCUUCCUUUGAUGAAAAAGUUGGGGCUGAUCGAUCUUUCCAACUGCAAAUGCUUGACCAAGACCCCAGACUUCAGUAAGAGAUCCUUCCCCACUCCAUCUGCUGGAAAUCUCUUCAAACUUUUAUUGCUUCAGGGUGUUCAAGACUGGAAAGGUUUCCAGAGAUUGUGGGAAACAUGA
Messenger RNA from Prunus dulcis (almond), 1530 nucleotides. RefSeq names its product TMV resistance protein N-like. The record is from RefSeq and is a predicted model, not a curated record. Gene Ontology annotation, molecular function: ADP binding. Lineage: Eukaryota; Viridiplantae; Streptophyta; Magnoliopsida; Rosales; Rosaceae. Gene Ontology annotation, biological process: defense response. The transcript has 4 exons. Bases 1 to 1530 code for a protein of 509 amino acids.